UUAUACAAUCAACGAUUCUGUUUUCCAGCAUGCUUUGAACACGCACCUACUCCGUAAUACAUGCAGUGUUAUCCUAUACCUCUGAGGCGGAAAAAUUAUGGAGGAAAAUAGAAGUACGGGUUUACAAUCACGUAUACCAACCCCUACAAAAUCGUUGUCGCCAGCGCGCAAUGGAAUAAAGGAAUUUAACUCUCAUAUCCCUCCUCCAUCCGUAAAAACCAACUUGUCUUCUCGUAUUCUAAAACCGAGAGCGUCCCUUUCUACUUUAAAUAAUGAAGCAAAUCUAAUAAAACCAACUAAAUUGCCUAGCAAGAUGGCUCCCCCGGCAAGUGCUGGCAGGACAUCUCUUCCGGCUAUGAAGACAAGGGUUCCCGCUUCUUCCGGAAGAUCGAAUGUCUCUAGGCCGAUGGGGAGCUCAAUGUAUAAGCGCUCGGUUUCAGCUUCUUCUCAUUUACAAAAACCUGCUAGUGUCCCACCAACUUCAAGAAGUAGCAUGGAUGAAACAAAAAGUUUUUCGGAUGAAAGCAUGACUACUUACUCUGACGAUAGAGCAGAACUUUCUUCCAGUGUGGAUAAUUCGACUGAAGCACGUCUUAGAAGCAUUGAGCUUGCUUAUGCCAAUCUUUCCGAGAAAGUUUUACAAACCUCUACUCAAUCCCCUGAUGUAAAAGAUUUUUUUAGCCAACGUACUCAGAUGCUUGAAGAGUCAUUACAAAACGAAAGAAAUCGGUCGUUAAGUUUACAAAAUGACUAUUCGACGCUUCUUCGUGAAGUAGCUGAACAUGAAGCAAAUCAAAUUUUUUCUAAGAAGCAAAUUGAAAAUUUGAAGGAAGCUUUAGAAGGUGCUGAGCGAGAGCAUCAUCGUCAAAUAGAAGAUAUGGAAGUGAAUCAUGCAAGGGUGCUUGAAAAUGAGUGCUACCUCUAUCAGCAAAAACAACAAGAACAAGAAUUGUUUUAUAGCGAGGAACAUAACAAUUUACAACUUCAAUCGAAACAACGAAUGGAGGAAAUCGAAAAUCACUACGAACAAUUAAUGAAAAAUGUCUCUGCUGAACAUGAAACGAUGGUAAAGAACGUCACGGAAGAAAAAGAUGCAUUUAUCAAAAAGGUACAGGAAGGUGCAUCGCUGGCUCUAAAGAAAACUACUGAGAAGCAUGAGGUUGCGAUAAAGGAGUUAGAAGCUAGGAUUAAACCUUUAGAAGAAAGCCGUGAUAAUUUAGCAUCUGAACUUGAACAAACGCAAAAUUCAUUGAAAUUACAGAAAGAGACAAGUACUUUCUUACAAGCAAAUCUUGAUGAAAGAAGUACAGCACUCUUAAAUUCUGAAUCGAGAUGUCGCUCACUGGAAAACACUGUCGUUGAAUUAGAACAAAAAAAUCAGAAUCUACAAAAUCGGCUAUCUGAAGUGGAAUCACUUCUUGACGCUAGUAAUAGCGAUAAGCAAACUUUAAUUAACAAACUUUUGAAAGAAGAAUCUAUGCGAAGAAAAUUACACAAUACUAUACAAGAAUUGAAGGGUAACAUACGAGUAUUUUGCCGUGUCCGACCAUGCAUGGGAGACGAAAAGCCAGCCGAAAUUAAUUACCCAGGCCAAGGAGAAGAAGCAAAUGAAAUAGAAGUGCUAACAGAAGGGACCGGCAGUUCUUUGACAGGCAAUUCCCUAAAAAAGUAUCCUUUCAAGUUCGAUCGCGUUUUUGCUCCUGAUAUCAAUAACGAAGAAAUUUUUGAGGAAAUCUCUCAAUUAAUACAAAGUGCCAUGGAUGGCUAUAAUGUUUGUAUCUUUGCCUAUGGACAAACGGGUUCUGGAAAAACUUAUACAAUGUCUUCUCCCACGGGUAUGAUUCCAUGUGCGGUGCAAAUGAUAUACAAUCGAGCCUUUGGACUUCGCGAACGUGGAUGGGAGUAUCGUAUGGAAGGGCAAUUUCUCGAAAUUUAUAAUGAGAGUAUAAAAGAUUUACUAGUGAGCAAUUCCAACGAUGAUAACGAUAAAAAGAAAUAUGAGAUUUACCAUGAUGCGAAAGAAGGAAAGACUUGGGUUACCAAUUUGGCUCGUGAGCCUUUAGAGAACUCUGAGCAAGUGAGUUGGCUCUUAGAACAGUCUGCAAAGAAUCGAUUCGUGGCAGCAACAAACGCCAACGAGCAUUCUUCCAGAUCACACUCCGUGUUUAUGCUUCACAUUCAAGGUAUUAACCAUCUCACCGGAGAAAGAUGCCAUAGUACUUUGAAUUUGAUAGACUUGGCUGGAUCCGAACGGUUAUCGCAUAGUCAAAGUACAGGAGACCGACUGAAAGAGACGCAAGCCAUUAACAAAAGCUUAAGUUGUUUGGGAGAUGUGAUUCAUGCUUUGGGCGGCGAGAAAGAAGGAACUUAUGUUCCGUAUCGAAAUUCCAAGCUGACAAAUCUGCUUCAACAUUCAUUAGGAGGAAAUAGCAAAACAUUGAUGUUUGUCAACGUAUCUCCAGUCCAACAACAUGUGUCGGAAACCCUAUGUAGUUUGCGGUUUGCUACAAAAGUUAACAAUACCCAUAUUGGAACUGCUAGGCGUGUGAUGAAAUAAAACAUAAACCCAUCUUUCUGGUUCCGACCUUUCUCUUUGUAAUUUAAUUUCUUUAUUUUCCUUUAUUUCGGUUUGUUUCUUUGCAAACUAUAAGAGCGAUAUGCAUUCUUAAGCAUUCUUUUCGGUUCAUUCGCGUCUUUUUUUUUUUUUUUUUCGACUUCUACUUUAUAUCCACUGUAGGAAGAUUCCCCAUUGUUAAUGAGUUAUUUAAUGAACUUUGUACUUUCUUUAUAGAUUUU
This is a messenger RNA of Schizosaccharomyces octosporus yFS286, 2796 nucleotides long. RefSeq names its product kinesin-like protein Klp2. Gene Ontology annotation, molecular function: microtubule motor activity; microtubule binding; ATP binding. The record is from RefSeq and is a predicted model, not a curated record. The transcript is spliced from 2 exons. Bases 98 to 2557 code for a protein of 819 amino acids. Gene Ontology annotation, biological process: microtubule-based movement. Lineage: Eukaryota; Fungi; Ascomycota; Schizosaccharomycetes; Schizosaccharomycetales; Schizosaccharomycetaceae.